Molecule: messenger RNA, 692 nt
Organism: Anastrepha ludens (Mexican fruit fly)
Lineage: Eukaryota; Metazoa; Arthropoda; Insecta; Diptera; Tephritidae
Product: general odorant-binding protein 83a-like
Exons: 4
Coding region: 50-499 (149 amino acids)
Biological process (GO): sensory perception of smell
Molecular function (GO): odorant binding
Source: RefSeq, a predicted model, not a curated record
UGAAAAUCGUUCCUUCUUUUAUUUAGUUUAAACAAAUUUAAUUCUUAAAAUGCACAAAAUUCAAGCAAUGUUGUUGGGUGCAUUGUUGUGUUCCGGUGUUCUGUUGAAUGUUGCAUGGGCGCAAAAGGAGUUGCGGCGUGACGAUACUUAUCCACCACCAGCACUAAUGAAGGCACUACGGCCAAUUCACGACUCAUGUGUUGCCAAGACCGGUGUUACAGAAGAGGCCAUAAAGGAAUUCAGUGAUGGUGAGGUACAUGAGGACGAGGCGCUCAAGUGUUACAUGUAUUGUGUAUUCGAGGAAACCGAUGUAUUGCAUGAUGAUGGUGAAGUGCAUUUGGAGAAGAUAUUGGAUAGUUUGCCAAAAUCGAUGCAUGAUAUAGCUUUACAUAUGGGCAAGAAAUGUCUUUAUCCCAAAGGUGAUACGAAAUGUGAGCGCGCAUUUUGGUUGCAUCGUUGCUGGAAGGAAUCGGAUCCAAAGCACUAUUUCCUCAUAUAAAAAUUGGUGGGCUUCUAAAUCGUGAUUAUGCACCACUACACCACGUUCUUUGCUUAAUCUACAUAUGUGUAUAUGUAUGUAUGCGCAAUGCAUACAAACCAGCAUUAAGUUUUAAUUGUAGUAUUUUUGAUUUGUUAUGAUUUACAAAUAUAGCCUUGACGAACAUUCCAAAAAUCAGAAAUUUGUAUCAUUA